UAGAUCAAGAAGUAGAAGUAAUACAUGUAUUAGCAGAAUAUAAAAAUGCUUUUAUGGAUGAAGCGGGUCAAUUGGAAAGAACAUUGAUAAGCCAACAUGAAAUAAUUAUAAAUGACUAUCUUCCAAUUAAGCAAAGAUUUUAUCCCACACAAAAAAAUGAAGAAAUGAGUUCCUUACGAGUGGUACAAAGGAAAGAAGUGAAAAUUAUUUUGGAUGCUGUUCAUGAAAGUGUGAUAG
Molecule: messenger RNA, 237 nt
Organism: Dentiscutata erythropus
Lineage: Eukaryota; Fungi; Glomeromycota; Glomeromycetes; Diversisporales; Gigasporaceae
Source: the annotation of a GenBank genome assembly